Aedes albopictus (Asian tiger mosquito) is the source of this 1478-nucleotide messenger RNA. RefSeq names its product ornithine decarboxylase 1-like. Gene Ontology annotation, cellular component: cytoplasm. Gene Ontology annotation, molecular function: ornithine decarboxylase activity. The record is from RefSeq and is a predicted model, not a curated record. The transcript has 2 exons. The coding region runs from base 139 to 1449 and encodes 436 amino acids. NCBI's taxonomy places the organism in Eukaryota, Metazoa, Arthropoda, Insecta, Diptera, Culicidae.
GUCACGCACAUUGCUGCUUUCGCAAGAGCACUGCUGCGUACGCAUCAGCUGACGACGGUGUGUGGUGUUGGUUUGCCAAAAUUUAGACGCUCAUCAAAUCAGUAGUAGUCGCCACUCUGUCGCCACCCCGUUCGCAUCAUGGAUAUUCUCAGUGUGCUCAGAAGCCGGUUGGAGAUCGUAGAUGAUUGCGUCACAUCUAAGCAGCUGGUGGACCGUCUGGUUGCUCGGGGUCCCCUAGAGGAAUCGCUGCACCUGACGGAGCUGGACACACUGGUCAAGCGGCACUACCAAUGGUUGAAGCACCUGCCGAGGAUUCGCCCGUUCUACGCCAUCAAAAGCAACGAUGAACCGUCGCUUGUGGAGACUACCAUUCUGCUAGGGUGUGGAUACGAUUGUGCGUCCACUGGGGAGCUGAAGCGGAUUUUGGGGUUCCGGGUGGAUCCGGAGAGGAUCAUGUUUGGACAGCCAGCGAAAACGAUCGAGUCGUUGGAGUUUGCCAAGAAGAUGAAGCUGCGGACGGUGUUUGAUAGUGAGGAUGAGCUACGCAAAAUCCAUCGGUAUUAUCCGGAGGCAAAGGUGGUGAUUAGAUUCCGGCUGGAAACGGUGGAAGAUCCGAUGAGAUUGGGAAUCAAGUUUGGCUGUGAGGUGGACUUGGAAGCCAGGGAACUGCUGGACUUGGCGAAGGAGCUGGGUAUUGAUGUGAUUGGAUGGUGUUUCAAUUUGGGUCAUUCAUGCAUCAAUCCGGAAAAUUUUUAUACCGGAAUCAAGAAGGGAAGAGAACUGACGGAUUAUGCCGAAUCGCUUGGAUUCAAAUUCAAUUUGAUCGAUUUAGGCGGUGGAUUUUCAGGAGAUAAGGAUGUCUCAAUUGAUCGCUACGCAGAACAGAUCAACAGAGGAUUGGACGAAUUCUUUCCAGCAGAACUGGGCUACACGAUAGUUGCUGAACCAGGGCGGUACUAUAGUGCUGCAGCGGUAACGGCAGUGGUCCCGAUCCAUGGAAAGCGGAUGAUUCGGAACAAAGAAAACCCUAAGGAGAUUGAAAAUGUGUUUUACUUCUUCAACGACGGCAUCUACGGAACGUUCUACAGUGCCAGAUACAGAGGAAAGGGUGUGAAGCCCAUCGUUUGGAAGUCUCAGAGCGAAUGGGGACCAGUGAGGAAAACAACUUUUUAUGGGCCAAGCUGUGAUGGGAUUGACUUCUUCGCGAAGGAUAUUGACAUGCCCGAGUUGGGCGUAUCGGAUUUCGUGGUUUUUGAGAAUCAAGGGGCAUACUCUAGGGUGCAUUCAUGCAGGUUCAAUGGAUUUUGCCCACCAAAACCAGUAACUUUCGUGCGGAAAAGUGUUUGGGAACUUUUGGAAGAAACAUCUGAAGGUGAUGCAACAAGGAUUGUAAUGGACAGCAAGUACCUGUUGGAGAACGAUAACUUUGAAAAAUUAGCUUUUGAGUGAAUAAAGCAAUGUGUGUUAUCGAUUUAUUA